This is a messenger RNA of Daldinia caldariorum, 3758 nucleotides long. RefSeq names its product DNA polymerase phi-domain-containing protein. Lineage: Eukaryota; Fungi; Ascomycota; Sordariomycetes; Xylariales; Hypoxylaceae. The transcript is spliced from 3 exons. Gene Ontology annotation, biological process: regulation of DNA-templated transcription. The record is from RefSeq and is a predicted model, not a curated record. Gene Ontology annotation, cellular component: nucleolus. Gene Ontology annotation, molecular function: transcription factor binding; rDNA binding. Bases 220 to 3318 code for a protein of 1032 amino acids.
AAAAAAAAAACAAAAAGUUGGGCUAAAAAGUUUAGUUUAUACUUUGACUUGUUAUAAUUGACAUCCUUAGCAAAUACAUACCUACUAUAUAAUGUAUGUAACAUUGCAAUAAACUUACGAAUACGACACGACUAAUUGCUCAAAUCAAUUGAACCAACGCCCGACCAUAAUCUCUUGUAUAAAUCCAAUUAAAUAAUAUCUCGAGCACUUUCCUAUAAAAUGGGCAAGAGGAAGCGCGGCGCAAACAAAGCCGGCCCCAAUGGUAAUCAGCCUACGCAGAAGCGCGCAAAAACGGAACAGGCUUUGUCAAACGGUGUUGAAGUUCCGAGCCUUGACUUGGAAAAAGCACCUUUUACGGAAACGCUGAAUGGGGAAGCUCGUAGACGGGAAGCUAAGGUAUACGAAUUGCUUGGAAGCGCCGAUAGCGACGAACGAAUUGCUGCCGCCGAUGCGCUCAUCACCGGGCUUCUGGCUUCCUCGGAAGCCGCACUCGAAAGACAUCUCGACAAUCGUCUAUUCCGUGGCCUUGCGAGUUCGCGUAACGCCUCCCGAGUUGGUUUCAGCCUCGUGAUAGCGGAAAUACUAAACCAGCUGUUCGGACCGAAGAACCUCGCCAAGUCGAAAUAUACUGGCCUGACCUUCGACAAGGUGCUGAAAAUUCUGGUGGAAAAAACAACCCCUAGCGGAAGUAUUCCAGGUCAAGAGGAGAGGGACUAUUACUUCGGUCGACUUUUCGGUCUACAAUGCUUUGUAGAGUCCAAGACUCUUUUCGACGAAGAAUCCCGAUGGUUGAAAGUCCUGGAUCUGUUGUUGAAGAUGGCCGAUAAGAAAGUCUGGAUGAGAUCGCACUGCGGAUGGGUUAUCGUUGAAUCGCUGCCCCAGAUGGGACAGGACAGAGCAGAAGCAACACUUCAGAAACUUGCUGAUAUCGGGCUCGGCAAAACAGCAGAGGGGAUCGGAAUCUGGACGAAGGCGCGGGGUUGUUAUCCUAAUCUGAAAAUACCCGCAAAGCCGUGGCACGAUCCUAUGAACCCGAGUGUUUUAUCCGAAGUGGCUCGAGUAUUAAGAGAUAAUGUGGCGCAAGAUAACGGAGAGGACGCGGCAACUGUCAAAGCAAAACAAGGCGGUUGGAGCGCCCAAUUACAUUUUGUCUGGGAUCUUAUACUCGCGACAUUCCUCGGUUCAGAGACAGAUGGAAAGCAGAGUAAAGACCAGCUGAAACUGUUCUGGACCACCGUCAUCGAUGAUGGUCUAUUCUCCAAGAAUGCUUCUGACGCUCAGAAGUUCCGAGGCUUCGGCAUAUUUCAAAAGUUCCUUCACGGGCUUGCGGCAGGAAAGCCUGAUUUUGCUAAGGAAUUAUUUACUCGGAAUUUGAUGAAGUGUUUGAUGAACCAAGCUGCUAAAGAAGAUCGGUAUCUUCAUCGUGCUGCGCUGAAAAGCCUCCAAUCGAUCGAGAGAGCUGUAGAGGUCUCGCCGGAGCUUCUGCUACUGGUCCUAAACGAGCUAACCGGAAAAGCUGGUGCUUACGACUUCGAUCAACGAACGAGUACGAAGACCAUUGAGAACCUACUGCAGUGGGCUACUCCGGAUAACGCCAAGAGUGUUCUCAAGCUCCUUCGGGAUCCCAUUCUCGUAGUCGAGAGUGCUAGUGAUGCCGAAAAGCUAAGACAAGUAUAUGCUGGCUACGUUUCUAAAUUGGCAAUCCAAGCAAAGCCUGCAUCGAGCGAUAACGAGGGUGUAAAUAUCGCCGAACUUGGCGUUAAAGAGCUAGCUGCAUGCGCAUAUUCUGUACAGUCGCAGUUUAAACCGGAACUUUCAGAUAAAUCACGAGAAACAUUCCGUAGAUUACUUGCGUCUACGAUUGGAAAGGUAAUGAGGCGGCGAGAUGAUGCUGAAUAUCUUUGCAACGCGGUUAUCUCUGUCGAACCCUCGGCGGUGGAUAUGAGCGGUGAGAUCAAAGCUGAAAGGGAUAGCGCAUUAAAGGCCAUACGGAAAUUACUUAAAACAAGCAAGAAAUCAGAUAGCAAGAAUGCUGGAGCUUCGGUUGGCCUCGCCUUGCUGUACGCUAUUACGAUACUACAACUAUAUGAUGGAGCACCUGAUGCUCUUGGCAUUCUUCAGGAUUUAGAGAGCUGUUCUGAGAAGAUGAAGAGCAAGGAAGGCGGUAGCUCAGAACUUUUGGUAGAAAUAUUGCUCGCAUUAGUCUCUCAACAGUCACCAAUGAUGCGGCAGAUCAGCGAGCAGGUGUUUGAGGCAUUCACUUCACAGAUAACCCCCGAAGCUCUCGAACUUCUAACGGAACCACUUCUCGCGGAGGAAAAUCAAAAAGGAUACCAAGCCCUAUUUGAAAAUCUUGAAGAUGAGGAUGUGGAAAUGGACGAUGCUGAAGACUCAGGUUCUGAAGAUGAAGCGGAAGAGUUGGACGAUGAAAUUUCGGAAAUUGGUUCCGACGUCGAAUUCGUUACCUUGAACGGUACCGAGGCAACACCUGACGAUGAGGAUGAUAAUGAAGAUGAGGACGAAGACGAGGAUGGCGAGGAUGAGCAACAAGGAGAAGCGGAUGCUAAAGAACUCGCGGAUCUUGACGAUGCCCUUGCAAAAGUCUUGGGGAGCCAUCGCCUGGAUAAAGACAAGGAUGCCGAAUCGUCAGAUAAUGACUCGGAUAUGACAGACUCCGAGAUGAUGGCGCUCGACGACAAGCUCGUCGAGGUCUUCAAGCAGCGGGCCAAGAACGCAGGUAAGAAGAAGGAAAAGAAGGACACCAAAGAGUCGGUCAUCAUGUUCAAGCACCGCGUCCUCGACCUCAUCACCCUCUACCUCAAGCACGAGGCUGCCAAUCCCUUAGCCUUCGGCCUCUUGUUACCGCUCCUAGGAGUCGUGCACUCCACCACCGCCAAGCCCCUCGCUAACAAGGCGGUCGCGGCCAUCGAAAACUUCUCCAAGGCCUUCAAGAAGGCGCGGGCCGCCGCGAGCAGCGAUAACAAACACGAGCUUCAGCUGGACGCGACGGCGCAACUCGCGCUGAUGCGCGAGAUCCACCAGCGAGCCGCCAAGGACGCGGCGCACGCCUACGGCCGCGCGGCGUCCACGGCUAGCUUGCUAGUCGCCUCGAGCCUCGUCGCCGCUGCUGCUGGGGAUCACGUCGGCGACGUCAAUGCGCUGUACGCGCACACGUUCACCGAGUGCCAGAAGGGCGCGCUUAAGCUGCCGGGGUUCUUCUUCACCGACUGGGUUAAUUGGGGAAUGGGACACGCGGCGAAUGCCCAACAACAACAACAAAAGGAAGGUGAUAAGGGGAAGGAGGCAGUGGAAUCGUGAAGAAUUGUUUACAUUGCCUACCUGCUUACCCAAGUAGGUAAGGCCACAUAUCUACCUGCCGGUAUGUUACCUAAGCCAUGUUGACUGGGCAACGAGAACGAGAUUUGCAUGGGCAGCUACCCUACCUAACCUAACCUAACACGUUGUGGAUAUCCGGGUAUAUAAUCCAUACGUAGCGUCGUCGAAGAUGCCAAAUAUAGCACAGUAGCCAGAUAGAUAGAUACCUUACUAUGUACCUAAACUUACCCAAUGCUAAUGUUUCGUGUUAGUUAACAGGUAGGUACCUAACUAGUGUAAACCGUGCUGUGCCUUCGUAUAACCCCCUUUUUUGCUCGCUUGCAUGAAAGAUUGAAGCCCGAAGAGCCUAAUACCUAAUAAUUCUGCGGCGUGGGUGAUUUCGGGUACGAUUGCUGAGAAAUGAGCUGCGGGAACACUGUGAC